Messenger RNA from Prorocentrum cordatum, 687 nucleotides. NCBI's taxonomy places the organism in Eukaryota, Dinophyceae, Prorocentrales, Prorocentraceae. The record is from the annotation of a GenBank genome assembly.
AUGGGGCAGGUCUUGUUGUUGACGACUGAACUCGUCGACAUUGUGGCGUUCACGGUCGCGGUGAUCGCAGUGCUCGUUUGUGGGCAGCGCCCAGACGCGUCCCGCCUGUUUGCAAUGUGGGUAUUUAUGGGAGUCUUGCAUUCCAAACUCUUCAGCUUCCCAGAGGCCUUGCGCAAGUCUAUGUCAGCAUGGUCUUCUGUGACCCGCUGUGCUACCUUUUUUGAAGCAACCACCUUGUUUCCAAGCACGCCCAGUCUGGAGCUCUCAAAAGCCACCAGCUUGCCUGGACAACCCGAAGGGCUGUUCGUGGUCGACGGUGACUUCUUCUUCGAGCAGCACUGCACCGAAUUCUGUUUUGGCCAAUCUGCUGUUCUUUUGCCGGUGCUUGAGCACGUAAACGUCCUCUUUCAGAGGGGGCACCUUCACGCCGUGGUGGGCAGCGUGGGCUUUGGGAAGACGAGCCUGCUUCUGGGGCUCCUGGGGGAGCUGCACACCUCGGCGCAGACGCGGAUGAGUCGUGACGCUGGAGGCCCAGGCUUCGCAUACGUUCCACAAGAUCCCGUCAUAUUCAACUGCACUGUGCGAGAGAACAUCACCUUCGGUCGUUCUUUCGAUGAGGCGCUGUAUCAAGCUGUCUGCACCGCGUGCAUAGUUGCCAGCGGAUGUAUCUAUUUUUCCGGAUGGUGA